Molecule: messenger RNA, 2243 nt
Organism: Schistocerca americana (American grasshopper)
Lineage: Eukaryota; Metazoa; Arthropoda; Insecta; Orthoptera; Acrididae
Product: arrestin domain-containing protein 2-like
Exons: 10
Coding region: 337-1467 (376 amino acids)
Biological process (GO): protein transport
Cellular component (GO): cytoplasm
Source: RefSeq, a predicted model, not a curated record
UCGAACGGCAGGGGCAGUCGGUGUGUGCUAGCACGUGCAGUAGGCUUUUUAGCCGCUGUGCCUCCAUCCAAGCUUCACGCCCCGGCACCAACGGCGAAGAUAUUCUUUCGCGCCGACUACGCACAUACCAGAGUAUUGCUUCGCUCCGGCAGCGGGAUGACAAUUUUCAUUAUUUCAUGAGAACGUCUCCAAAGAAUUUCAGAAAUGUCGAAACAUCGCCCUGUCAAGGAUAAUAACAGUGAACAUGUUGCAUGUUUGCUGCAGACUGUCAUCGAGUAGGAGCCCCACUUACAGGUGGUGAACUCAAAGUACUAUGGUAAAACUAAAUAACCCACUAUGGAUUACAUCCGUGAAUUUGACAUACGUUUGGACCGAGAAAUGUACUAUGCCGGUGAAAGCCUGGCAGGACAUGUUGUACUUGAUACAAUAGAGAAUUUCAAACUAAGGGCUGUUCGUGUUGUCCUAAGAGGAAAAGCACAUGCUGAGUGGAAAGUAGUUGUCAGUGGUGACAGACGCACAGUUAAGGAUGAUCAGUAUUUUCUUGAUGAUCGUGCAAUUAUAUGGGGCAAAGAUAAACCAGAAGGAAAUGUCCCAAUAUUGCCAAGGGGUGUACACCAGUUCCCCUUCAGAUUCCAGCUUCCAGAAAGUUCUCUUCCAUGUUCAUUUGAAAGCAAACCUGGCUUUAUUCGAUACUACAUAAAGGUUACUGUUGACAUUCCAUAUGCCUCUCCACCACAAGGAAUGAAAUAUUUUACUGUAAUAGGACCUCACAUUGACUGCAUGGAUGAGCAAUACCUGAAACCAAUGAUAGGACAAGACAAACGGACCAAAUGCUGCCUGUGCUGUGAAAAGGGACCAGUUGUAUUAAGGACUCAACUUGAGCGUUCAGCAUAUGUGUGUGGUGAAUCAAUUAAACUGAGAGCAAACAUUGACAACCAAGGAGAAGAAAUUGUCCGACUUAAAGUGAAAGUCAUACAAUAUGUGGAGUAUUUCAUAGACCGUGGAGUGUUAGGUGUCAAUAAGGAAGUUCAGCAUCUAGUUCUGGAGUACAGAGGUGACCCAGUCCAUCCAAACACUCGAUCCAAGUGGGAUUCCGCACAAAGCCUUGUAGUUCCUGUUAUGCCUCCUUCAUUAGUUGGCGUAUGCAGACUGCUUCAGAUAUACUAUGUCCUGAAGGUCAGCCUAGAAUUUGAAAAAUCUGGAGAUGAUUUGCAAAUGCACUUUCCAAUUACUAUUGCGACUGUGCCAUUUCGUAUUCCGAACUCAAACCAGCAGCCUAAAAUUCAAUAUGAAGUCGCAUGUGAACAUGUUGAGGGUGGUCUGUAUAUUGGCCCAGAGUUCCUGCUGGGGCAGGUCUAUGAUGGCAGCAAUGCACAUGAAGCUCGUGAAACAGUUGUCCUGUACAGGCCUGUGUAUGUGACAGUUGUCCGAAAUGAUGGCAUUAAACCUAAUGCCACAACUACUUAAAGAAGCUGUCAACCAUUACUCUGCAGUGUGUGUCACACCCUGUGUAUUUGUUACCUGAUUAAAAUUUUUAAAAAAUCUUUUAGUAUGUGACAUAAUAGUAAUUUGUCUCAUGCUGUCAUACAAACUGUUAAUUAAUUUAAAAACAAAGUUUCAUGUGUCUAUGAUCACUAAACUUUUAUUCCUGAAAACUGAGGUGAGUGCUCAGUUAUGAGAUUAUUUUUAUUGUACAAAAUAUUUUUAAGCAAACCUCUUUUCACAAUGAAUCUUGACAGUUCACAAUUAAGAUUUUUCAGAACUGAUGACUAUUUAAAGUUGCACGAAAAUUACUAUCAUAUAUGAAUCAGUCAUGUAUUUUUCAUUGAAAUAGUCUCAAAUUAACACUUCUGCAGUUUACAGAACGUCUUGACUAUGGGAUUAGCAUAUAUCUAGCAACCGAAAGUUGACAGUUUCCUGUUUGUCUUGCUGUGAACAUGAGGAACUUAUCAUUUCAAACUGUGGAUUUUUCUGAAUCACGCACAAAUUGUCUGCAGUUACCUCAAUGUAGUUAAGGAGCACUACUUACAUAGAGAGAAUAAACAUGUUUCAUUGAUUGGCAACUCCAUGGAGUGCUGUGUGCGCAAUGACCAUGUAUGUUAAAUUAAAAGAAAGGUCAGCGUUGGUGAUAAUAUUGAUGCUUAAUUAAUAGCAGAAUUGAUUUUCGAUCACAUAGUGAUCAUCUUCGGUGCUGUACACAUUAAACUCAGACACUGGUAUCAAGUUAUCAAUAACCAAAACUG